AAAAAGACACCAACGGAGAUGCUUUGUGGGUUUGGUGUUAUCCGUCCGUAACAGCUGAACUGAGGAGUCUAUUGCUGCGAAAGUGCUGCCUUACAGAUGAAAAUAAAUUGCUUCAUACGUUUGUAUUUGGCCAGUAUAAAAGAUUGUGGUUCUACAUCACAACUGUGGAAGUUCAAGAUUCUCCAGCCUUGAAAAAGGUGACCCAUUUCUCCAUUGUUCUGACAGCCAAAGACUUCAACCCAGAGAAAUACGCAGCCUUCACUAGGAUACUGUGUAGAAUCUACUUGAAGCAUGGAAGUCCAGUUAAAAUGAUGGAGAGUUACAUUGCAGUCCUUACAAAGGGGAUCUGCCAAAGCGAAGAAAAUGGGUCUUUCCUCAGCAAAGAUUUUGAUCCUCGGAAGGCUUAUCUUGCUGGUUCCAUCAAAGAUAUAGUAUCUCAGUUUGGAAUGGAAACAGUUAUCUUAUAUACGGCACUGAUGUUAAAGAAGCGUAUUGUAGUGUACCAUCCUAGAAUAGAAGCUAUCCAGGAGUUCACCAGGACUUUGCCUGCUUUAGUAUGGCAUCGACAAGAUUGGUCAAUUCUUCAUUCAUAUGUACAUCUAAAUGAGGAGGAAGUGGAAGCCUUAAAAGCCUGCACAGGUUACAUUGCUGGAUUUACAGAUUCUGAAGUGAACAGUAGACCAGACCUCUACGAUGUGCAUGUGAAUUUGGCAGAUAGCGAGAUCACUAUUUCCCCUGUAGUAAAAGAGGCAAUGACAAUGGGAAAACUUCACAAAGAAAUUGCACAACUAAUCGUUCAAUCUGCAGAAGAUCCAGAUAAAUCAGACAGCCAAGUCAUUAAGGAUAUUUCUCUGAAGACAAAAGAAAUCUUGGCUACUUUAGCCUCACUUACUGAAGUUUCUGAUGGCAAUGAAAAACCAACCCUUAACUCUGAGGCCCUGAAACAAAAGCGAUUUCCACCUGCUACAGAAAACUUUCUUUUUCAUUUAGCAGCUGCUGAACAAAUGCUUAAAAUCUGAUUUUGAUGUGCUUCAGUGUUAUGGACCAACUCAAAAAUACUGUCUUUGCCAUACAGAUAGGAAUACCUGAUACUUUAUAUAGAACAAUUACAGGUAUAAGAGUGAAUGUCAUAUUUA
This is a messenger RNA of Pelecanus crispus (Dalmatian pelican), 1136 nucleotides long. NCBI's taxonomy places the organism in Eukaryota, Metazoa, Chordata, Aves, Pelecaniformes, Pelecanidae. The record is from RefSeq and is a predicted model, not a curated record.